ACAAUCUGUGUUUGGGUUCAGUGCACAUGCUGAGUUCUGGGCUAAAAACUGACAUAGAGGGACACUCACAUCAGGAUUAGGAUUUUCACAAGGUAAUGUCAAAAACUGAAGCUUGGGUUGGGACCUGGAGGCCCCACAAACCAAGAGGGCCCAUAGCCGCCCUCUAUGGCAGCCCAGGACCCAAGUAUGCACUGCCUGGACUCACAGGUAUUACUCAACAUGACCCUACUAAAUACAAAGCACCAAUGUUCAGCUUUGGGACUCGUCAUGACAAGGCCAAUUCUAACUCCUCGCCUGGACCAAGAUACCUCGUCCCCUCCAAUAUCACCAGAGCAGGCCGAGAUGGCACCCCUGCAUUUUCACUCCACAGCCGUCCAAAGGAUCCCAAAAUGUUCCAGGUGCCUGGACCAGGCCACUAUUGCCCAGAGCGUUCAGGAAAGGCAGUCUUGCGCUCUUCUCCUGCUUAUUCUCUAUCUGCAAGGAGCAAAGACAGCGUCAACAGCCAAGUACCAGGUCCAGCGUCCUACUCUCUGCCGCCUAUGCUGGGACCCAAAACUGUGGUCACCUCUGCAGCACCCACCUACUCUCUCUGUGGCCGCAGCAAAACCGGGAGCUUCCAUGAGGACUUGAAGAAGACUCCGGGCCCUGCAGCCUACAAAGUUGUGGACCCUUGUAUUUACAGGCAAAAACCUCCCCAGUUCAGUAUGACGGGCCGCAACUUCACACCCGGUGAAACCACAAAGAAACCAGGACCUGGAGCACACUUCCCUGAGCGGGUGACCUUCACAAGAGCAAAAGCUCCAAGCUUCUCCUUUGGAUUGCGUCACUCGGAAUACACUAUACCCUUCAUUGUCGAUAUGGCUGAAUAAUGUCACCCAUGAUCUCUUACUUUAACUGGGAAAUUCCCACAGCAGUAUCAAAUAAAGCACAAAAAGAAAGCUGCCCAGGAUUAUUGAGAUCAUACAGUUUUAGGCCUUAUUGUAUCAGUUCUUGUCACUUUGUAAUGGUUAUGACCACUAUCAGUAUUUGAAGUAAAUUAUACUGAAUUAAAAGAGUUUCAUCAUUGG
Messenger RNA from Thunnus maccoyii (southern bluefin tuna), 1067 nucleotides. It is a transcript of the gene cimap1b, whose product is annotated as outer dense fiber of sperm tails 3B. The record is from RefSeq and is a predicted model, not a curated record. Gene Ontology annotation, cellular component: cytoskeleton. Lineage: Eukaryota; Metazoa; Chordata; Actinopteri; Scombriformes; Scombridae. The transcript has 7 exons. Bases 96 to 869 code for a protein of 257 amino acids.